Triticum aestivum (bread wheat) is the source of this 3848-nucleotide messenger RNA. Its product is annotated as probable LRR receptor-like serine/threonine-protein kinase At3g47570. The record is from RefSeq and is a predicted model, not a curated record. Gene Ontology annotation, biological process: protein phosphorylation. The transcript has 2 exons. NCBI's taxonomy places the organism in Eukaryota, Viridiplantae, Streptophyta, Magnoliopsida, Poales, Poaceae. Gene Ontology annotation, molecular function: receptor serine/threonine kinase binding; ATP binding; protein kinase activity. Bases 727 to 3714 code for a protein of 995 amino acids.
UUCAACGCGGCGACGCAAAGGAACGCGGAUUUGGUUCUGUCAUUCUGUGGGCUUGGAACCCAAAUCGAACGACGCGCGUUGGAGCUGGCCUUACGGUGAGACCUCAGCCGUCUGAUCUUGACGCUCGUGCUCCCCUCCUCAUCCGACAAGCGAGCGGACUCACCGCCGGCCUCCAACGCCUCCACCAGUCCUCGCCGAAUCAACGAGCGGUCGCCGCCUCCCGAGUCCGGGCGGGUCGCCGCACCGCGCUGACGACGCCACCACCGGCCGCCACCUACCCACCGUCGCCGCGCCUCCCCCGGGGUUCCUUCUUUCCGGGCAGCUCGUCGGAUUCGAUCCGCAGUUCAGUUAGCGGGGCCAGCCCUCGCUGCUGCGGCGGCUCCCUACGGCGAGCUUCGCCGCCACCCCGGGCGCGCGGAAGACGAAAGACGAGUGAGCAGCAUCUCGCAGCAUCCGGUAAGUCCUACAGCAGAUUCCCAAUCCGCCAUGCUGAAAUGGACGAGAUUUGGCUGCUGUCAAAACCUCUCAUCUCACCUCUCCAGCGUCUAGUUCGAUGCUGCUGUCAAAACCUGCCGCUUGUGCUGUUGGCAGUCCUCUGCACCUACCACAGCUCCACCGGUCGCAGUCUGCAGCAGUCCACACACGUUCUCAUUCAGAGGUCUUUGUUUCCCUUGCGCACACGUCCACACUGACCUGCCGUGUCCAGUCAAGCAUGCCUUUUCGUCCAUGUCUGGUACACAAAUCCUUCAAAAGUCAGCCUUCACCCAAGAUCAUCCAACCUCCAACCUUAGCACUCCCUGUUCUUUCACAUCGACAUCAUGCCCAUUGUCUUGUCUUCACUCUGUAUUUUGCUCAGCCUUCUCUGUUUCAACACCUCAAUACCAGCCGCAGCACAAGCAAACAUGUCCGAGAUCGAUCGCCAUGCCCUCCUCUGCUUCAAGUCAGGCAUCAAUCCCUGAUUCACUAGGCACUAGCAGUUUUCUUAGCUAUGUCGACCUUGCAAACAACACACUUACCGGCAAUAUCCCUCUCUCAUUAGCCAGUAGCUCCUCACUCAGCACACUUAUACUGUCACGUAAUCGCCUCUCUGGAGAGAUCCCUUCUACUUUGUUUGGUAAUUCAUCCAAGCUUACCGUCGUUGAUCUCCAGAUGAAUUUUUUCACUGGUCCCAUCCCACAUUUCCAUAAGGUCACAACACUCAAAUUUCUUUGUCUGACAGACAACUUCCUCUCUGGGAGCAUACCUCCUUCAAUAGGAAAUUUUUCUUCCCUCGCUUCUAUAUCCCUCGUCCGAAAUAGGUUAUCGGGAUUAAUUCCAGAGACUUUGAGUCACAUUACAAAACUGCUGGAGCUUGAUCUAAGUUUCAACAGUUUAUCAGGGAGUGUCCCGUUGUCUUUUUACAACAUGACAUCACUCGAAUUCUUCAAUGUGGGCAGCAAUGCCCUUGUUGGACAGAUGCCAUCUCACAUUGGUUUCUCACUACCAAACCUCCAGUUCCUUAUCAUGGGAAGCAACAGGUUGGAGGGCCUGAUCCCUGCUUCACUAUCCAACAUGUUAAAUCUCCAAACACUUGAUCUUUCAAACAACUUGUUACAUGGCUCUGUGCCAUAUCUUGGUUCUUUGGCAAACUUGCAUCUGUUGGAUUUAGGAAUUAACUUGCUAGAAGCACAUGACUGGUCAUUCCUUACAUCUCUAGCAAAUUGCACCCAGCUGACAAAGUUGUCCUUGGAAGGGAAUCUUCUAAAUGGCAGCCUACCUAUAUCAAUUGUUAAUCUUUCCAGGAGGCUAGAACAUUUAUCGCUUGGGUCAAACCAAAUUUUGGGCUCCAUACCUGCUGAGAUUAGCAAAUUUGUUAAUCUCACUUCACUUGGGAUGGAGAGUAAUUUUCUUUCUGGAAGCAUACCUUCUACCAUCGGGAAGCUACAGAACUUAUACAUCCUGAAUCUAUCAAAGAACAAAUUAUCAGGUCAGAUCCCUCCCUCAGUGGGUGGCAUUGCUCAACUGGGCAAACUUUAUCUUGAUGAUAACAACUUGAGUGGAAACAUACCUGGUAGUUUAGGUCAGUGCAAGGGACUUCUUGAACUAAACUUGUCUCGGAACAAUCUUGACGGGUCAGUACCAGACGAACUGUUUGCUUAUCCUCCACUCUCCUUGGUUCUGGACUUCUCACACAACAAUCUCACAGGGGAACUACCAUUGGUAGUUGGUACACAUAGCAGUGGUGGUCCAGUAUCCCUUCACAUGGAAGGAAACAAGUUUCAUGGACAGAUUCCAGAAAGAUGGCAUCUACUAGUAUCAACCCAGCAGAUUAAUCUUUCUCAUAAUGACUUAUCCGGUGCCGUGCCUGAAUUCUUUGAGCGAUUUGAUAUGCUGAAGCAACUUGAUCUGUCUUACAAUAACUUGGAAGGGUCUGUUCCUACUAGUGGGAUCUUUAAGAAAUAUGCUGCAGUAGUUCUGGGUGGCAACAAGGGACUCUGUUUAAAUUCCUCCAAGUUGAUAAAAAUAAGAAAUUCCUUCAGGCCAGCAUUACCAGUUUGUCCUCGCAUCUCAGCUUUAGUGACUAAAUCAAAACACCACCUGUCAUUCCUGGCGACCUCGCUGCUAAUUGUACUACCAACACUCAGUAUUGGUUCCCUGGUGUUGUUAUGGUUUCUGCUCACUCUUUGGAAGAAAGGGUUGUUUUCGUCUUCACGAUGGGAUCUUGUGUCCAAGUUGUUUCCUAAUAGAAGAGAAGUGCCUACAGUCCCAUGCCAUGACGAGAAGAAGCUCAAGAGAGUGUCAUACGAGGACAUUCUUAAAGCUACCAACUGGUUUUCUUUGGUCCAUACUAUCAGCUCAACUUGUACUGGUUCAGUUUAUGUUGGUAGGUUCAAGUCCGACAAGAGCCUAGUUGCCAUCAAAGUAUUCAACUUGAAUGAACCUGGUGGAUACAAUAGUUACCUUAUUGAGUGUGAAGUGCUACGAAGCACCCGCCAUAGAAAUAUAAUGCGACCUGUGACCCUAUGCUCAACACUGGAUUCACAAAACCAUGAGUUCAAAGCACUAAUCUUCGAGUUCAUGGUUAAUGGCAGCCUAGAGAAAUGGUUGCAUUCUGACCAACACAAUGGAAUCGCAGAUAAAGGGCUAAGCUUUGCCCACAGGAUAUGCAUAGCAGCAGAUGUGGCUUCUGCUCUUGAUUAUGCCCACAACGAACUGACGCCUCCUCUGAUCCAUUGUGAUUUGAAGCCAAACAAUGUCCUUUUGGAUGAUGACAUGACUGCACGGCUCAGUGACUUUGGCUCAGGGAAGUUUCUAUCACCAGGUCUGCUAAUUCCUAAAAGCCUGGAUGAUGUUGGAGGGACAAUUGGAUAUGUGGCACCUGAGUAUGGAAUGGGUUGCGAGAUCUCCGUAGCCGACGAUGUGUAUAGUUUUGGAGUGCUUCUACUGGAAUUGCUUACUGGAAAACGACCUACUGAUGAUAUGUUUGUGGAUGGACUUAGCCUUUGUAAGUUCUGUGAAUCUAUGUUCCCAGACAGAGUUGCAGAGAUUCUUGAUCCUCAUAUGGCACAUGAGGAGCAUCAAGGGUGCGCAGAAGCGUGGAUGCAGAGAUAUAUUGUCCCCUUGGUUGCCCUUGGGCUGUCAUGUACCUUGGAAUCUCCGAAGGAUAGGCCCGGAAUGAAAGAUGUUUGUGCAAAACUUUCUGAUAUUAGAGCCUCUUUUCUGGAACUGUCAUGAUGAUUAACGAAUAUAUCAAUUAUGUUAGAGCAUACUGAUUAAUUAUAUUAAGAAUGUGUUUUUUUAACUAGUACAGUGCAUAUUGUACCCAAUCUAUUUGACAAACUGAAACAAACUGUGGGGACAGAGAUGUG